AUGACAUUAAAAUUGAGUACAUCGUGGACAGUUUGGGGGAUACAUAGGCCACCUUCUUCAAAGAUAAUUGAUUACCAGAAAGAUUUAAUUAAAAUUGCUGGAUUUGAUAGUUUACCAGCAUUCUGGAACACCUACGCUUAUCUUAAACCACCUUCCACUCUCCCCGUCGUCACCGAUUACCAGCUAUUCCGUUCAGGCGUAAGACCUGUCUGGGAAGAUCCCGAAAACAUAAAAGGCGGUAAAUGGAUUCUUAGGCUUAGGAAAGGUAUUGUUGAUCAGCUCUGGGAAGAUUUGUUACUUAGUAUCAUUGGUUGUAAUAUGGUUGACGAUAUCAAUGAUCUCUGCGGAGCUGUGGUUUCUAUAAGGGCAGCAGAGGAUAUUAUAAGUGUUUGGAUUAGAAGGGAAGAUCCUGAUUUGGUUAAUAGCGUUAGAGAUUCAAUAUAUAAAUCUCUCAACCAAUCGCCUUCCACGUUAGAAAUGCAAUUCAAAUCAAAUUCUGAAUCAUUGCAAGACAAAACCCCUCAAUUAAACACACCAAAAUAA
Molecule: messenger RNA, 543 nt
Organism: Wallemia ichthyophaga EXF-994
Lineage: Eukaryota; Fungi; Basidiomycota; Wallemiomycetes; Wallemiales; Wallemiaceae
Product: Eukaryotic translation initiation factor 4E type 3
Exons: 4
Coding region: 1-543 (180 amino acids)
Biological process (GO): translational initiation
Cellular component (GO): eukaryotic translation initiation factor 4F complex; cytoplasm
Molecular function (GO): translation initiation factor activity; RNA 7-methylguanosine cap binding
Source: RefSeq, a predicted model, not a curated record